Molecule: messenger RNA, 1488 nt
Organism: Truncatella angustata
Lineage: Eukaryota; Fungi; Ascomycota; Sordariomycetes; Amphisphaeriales; Sporocadaceae
Exons: 2
Coding region: 1-1488 (495 amino acids)
Molecular function (GO): NADP binding; flavin adenine dinucleotide binding; N,N-dimethylaniline monooxygenase activity
Source: RefSeq, a predicted model, not a curated record
AUGGGCUCAAUUAAUCAAGCAAACCAGCCACUGGAGGGAAUCGAAGAAGUUGCUGUAAUCGGCGCUGGUAUUAGCGGCGUUACGUCGGCUGCUCAUCUGCUUCGUCAAGGGUUGAAGGUCACGGUUUUUGAACGUUCUAGCCAAGUCGGUGGUGUUUGGCACUAUGAUGACAGAGUCGCCAAUGAGCCUACUUAUCCGAAUAUCCAGCCGCCGGCACCAAACCGGCCGGACUAUGAAGAUGCAGCAGUGGACCACGCACCUCCUGGACCGUGUUACAAGGGACUUCGAAACAACGUGCCAACAACGCUGAUGAGAAGCACGUUGAUGAAAUGGCCAGAGGAUACACCAGAAAUUGUCAGCCAAGACUUGAUUGACCAGUAUGUCAGAGAUCUGGCGUUUUUUACGGGCGCCCAUAAUCACAUCCAAUUCGAUACGACUGUUAACACAAUAUCAAAGAACCCCGAAGGAAAGAAAUGGGUUGUCAGAACUAGAACGCUCCGGAAAACUGGAGCUGAUUAUGAGUUCCUUGGCAGAACAUGGGAGUUCGACGCUGUCAUUGUAGCCAGUGGCCAUUAUCAUGAGCCGAAGAUCCCCGAUGCCCCCGGCCUCAAGGAGUGGAAAGAGCGUUACCCUGACAGCAUCUCGCAUUCUAAGCGGUAUAGAACGCCGGAGAUCUACAGAGACAAGACAGUCUUGGUCAUUGGAGCAGGUGUUUCUUCUCUGGACGUGGCGAGGGAGAGCCACGCCGUAGCCAAGAAAGUGUACCAAAGUGCAAGAGAUGGACAAUUCGAUCUUCCGGCGAGUCUUUUGCCACCGGGGGCCGAGAGGGUAGGAGGCAUCGAGAAGUUUGUACCACCUCAGGAUUCUACUUCCGGCGAGGUGGUGUUGACAGAUGGGCGUACUCUGACGGGCAUCGACGCUAUCGUGCUUGGGACAGGUUACCUUACAUCGUAUCCAUUCCUGGGCUCGCUGCAAGACCCGACUGUCCCAACAGAGCAAGCUGAUGAUAGACUUAUUGUCAGCAGGGAUGGCCUGACAACCCACAACCUUCACAAGGACAUAUUUUACAUCCCAGAUCCCACGCUCAUUUUCGUUGGCGUGCCUUACUAUACGUCGACGUUCUCACUCUUCGACUUCCAAGCAGAGGUGGUGGCUCGAUUCCUUGCGGGGAAAGCAGCGCUACCCAGCCAGGAAACGCUGCGGCAGGAAUACAAUGUACGCAAAGCAAGCUUAGUGGAAGGCAGCAAGACAUUCCAUAGUUUGAUGAGGAAGGAGGUGCCGUACAUGGAUGGCAUACUUGAAUGGGUGAAUAACGAGGCACAUAGAUUGGGGUACGAGCCGAUGCGGGGUGUUGAUGAGAGGUGGCUGGCACGAUAUGAGGUGCUAAUGGACGAGAUGAAGAGCAGGGCGGGCGACUCUGCGGAAGACCAAGGGAAGAUAGUGAUACCAGAUGCGCUGAGACUGGCAGUUGCACCAGCCAGUGCCUGA